Drosophila suzukii is the source of this 1116-nucleotide messenger RNA. Its product is annotated as antigen 5 like allergen Cul n 1. NCBI's taxonomy places the organism in Eukaryota, Metazoa, Arthropoda, Insecta, Diptera, Drosophilidae. The record is from RefSeq and is a predicted model, not a curated record.
CACAAAAACAGCAUCCAGAGCGGGGGCAAUACUAUAUUCAAUGCCAUGAUAAAGUGGAUUUGGCUGCUGUCCCUUGUCUUGAAUAUCUAUAAUAUCAAGGCUUCAACAGAUUGGUGCGCAACUGAUCUCUGCAAUGGACAACAUGUCCUUUGCAAAAACAAUAAGAAAUUUCAUUCACCUUGUCCGAACCACGCCACAGCGAUGGUGAUGAUGAAAAAGGAUAUGAUUAACCUAAUCCUGGAAAAACACAAUGAUUAUCGCAAUAAGUUUGCCGCCGGAAUAGAUAAUCAUGCGAAGGCAGCUAGAAUGGCCACAAUUCAAUGGGAUUGGGAACUGGCCAGAGUGGCUGAUGGCCUGGUACGUCGAUGUGAGCCCCUCAGAGAUGAGUGCGUUAGAACCCCGAAUAACCUUUACGCAGAAGUGAGCUACUCCCUCGAAAAGUACUACUGUAUGACCUCGAAAAAGGAUGCUUUGAGAAAACAACUAGACUACUGGUUCGAUCCGAAAAGAAAAGAUGAAUCGCAUAAACUAUUUUUCUCUAUCAAGGAAAAUGAACAGGAACUUUCGUUGAACUAUUUUCAGGUACUUAGGGAUCGAGCAAACCGCGUGGGCUGCGCCAUAGUCGAAUAUAUUCGCCCAGCACUCGUCCAUCAAUUACUAAAAUGUGUUUACAACUGUGGCGUAACUCUCUGUGAGGACGAUCAUAAUCCUGUCUACGAGGACACCGAAUAUGAUGCAGCUGAAGAGUGUGUGAUGGGAUCACAUUCUAAAUAUAAAAACCUUUGCCACGAAGAUGAGCAAGUUAAAAGCUGCGAUGGCGGAGAUCUCCUCGUGGAAAGUGAAAAUAACAAUGAACCUCCUCUUACUGCAACUACGAUUCCACUUCCAUCUUAUAACAUAAGUGAGUUCUUACCAGCAAUACCGGAUAAUCCCGAUCCGUUCCUUAGUUUUGGUGAACUUCCGGACAACCCCGACAUAUCAUUCAGAACAAACAGAAAUAAUUCACUGUUUGCCAAACAUGGAAAGAAUCUUGAGUAUAAGCACUGGUUAACUAAGUUAAUACCAACGAGACCGCUCAACCCUUAUAAAGUAACCAAAAGAUAUAAUAAUAUAUAA